Messenger RNA from Cylicostephanus goldi, 2181 nucleotides. The record is from the annotation of a GenBank genome assembly. Lineage: Eukaryota; Metazoa; Nematoda; Chromadorea; Rhabditida; Strongylidae.
AGCGGUGAAGAGCCCCUCGACAAGAAUGCGGUCCCCAAAGUGGAAGCUAGCGUGGACGAAACCCCAUCUACUACUGCUAAAAGCGAAGAGGAGGGUUUAACGACGGUCGCACCAGGAACUGGAACAGCAACCACCACACGUGUUGUCGUAACAGUGGCACCAAUAGUCGUCAUACCUGUAUCUUUAUCGGGCACUACAACGGCAAGCAGCCGAACAACCGUCGGAGAAGGGUUCUCGACAACAUCUAGUGAAGAAACCAGCGGCGAAGAGCCGCUUAGCAAGAGCAGUGAAGCUACAGCUGUUUCUGGCGAAGUUACAACAAAAAGUGCCAUCUCUACCACUGCGAACGUUGGGUCUAUGCCUUCCGCGUCCCCAGUUCCUGGCAUGGAAGGCGGAGCUUCAACUACUGCCUCUUCUCCUGUUGAAGGCUCCGGAUUAGAAGCAGGCGGAGAUCACACAACCAUGGAAGCUGUUGGAAUUUCCAUCACAACGCCUCUUACCAUUGAAGAGACUGUAGCUCCCAAGGUGUCCCUAUCCGAGACUACUACGGCGUCCGCAAGAGAUCAGACUGCAAGUGAGGGAACAACGCCUACCUCAGCACCUGAAGAAGCCAGUGGAGAAGAACCGCUUGACAAGAAUGCGCUUCCUAAAGUGGCAGCUAGUAUCGACGAAGCGCCCACCACUGCUGAGCAUACACCUGGAACAGUAUCACCUACUUUAGGUACUGCAACUUCUCCACAACCGUCAAGUCCCGAAGGAGAAGAAGCCACCACUUCUGCUGCGGUUGAGAGUACGGCCCCAGUAGUCAGCAGUGAACAAACCACAAAGCUUCCAACAUCUUCAUCACCCGAGGAAGCCAGCGGUGAAGAACCUCUCGACAAAAGCGCUGUUCCCAGUGUACAAGCCAGUCACGACGAAACGAGUAGUACAACAGCAUCUACAUCUGAAACCUCAACUAGUCCAACUGAACUGAGUUCUACCGGCCACAGCACUGAGGAGACUCAACCAACUGCAGUAUCUGUGGUUGUGGAUAGUACUGUGACAGAACCCAGAUUGUCUACUACAGCAAAGACAACCUCUUCACCUGAGGAGGCUAGUGGAGAAGAACCUCUUGACAAAAAUGCGGCGCCUGAGGUGCAAGCGAGUAUGGAUGAGACUACUUCUGUGUCUGGUGUAACAAGUCCGAAUUCUGGCACGGGAUCAACAUCUGCUCCAGGCACCAAAGUCAUAGUUCCUAUAAUCCUUGUACCUGGUGGAAGUAAAACAUCCGCAAGCACUGAACCUACUACAGGAGAGCAAGCGACAACUCCUUCUGAAGAAGCCAGUGGAGAACAGCCUCUUGAUAAGAAUGCUCUCCCGGCGAAAGAAGGCGAGGAGGCAACUACCAACCCCGAAAACACACCUGGUACGGCAGUGACCACAUCUGGUACAGGUAGUGACGGAAUUGAAGUUUCAACUUCUUCGCCUGUAGAAGGCUCGGUGACAAACGGAGGACAAUCUACUACGGAAAGUAGUGAGCCGAAAACAACAGCACCUAUGGAGAGCAGCGGUGAAGAACUAGACAAGAGCACAGUUGUUACGCAGAUCACUCGAGUACUAGAAGUAACAUCCACACCAUCUCUAGAGAGUAGCGGAGAAGGGCCGAUUGUCGGCAAUAUUCUGCCCAAAGUUGAAUCAAGCAUCGAUGAGGGUACAACCAAAGUCUUAUCAACAGAUGAACCAGGCAAAACGUCCACAGAGCCUUCGACUGGGGGUGAAACUGAACAUUCAGGCGAAGAACCCACAACAAGACAAAUACCUUCGGAUCAAUCCACGACGGCUGGAGAGCACGAAACGACAUCUGAAGGACCUACAGCAGAAACUAGCACCGUCUCGAUUCCUCCUAUCAUCCCAAUUGUCGGAACCAGCGUGUCACCUUCCACUUCUCACGUAGAAGACAGUAGGCCUAGCACCGUCGCCAUUCCUCCCAUAAUUCCGGUGACUGGAGCGACUGAGAACGAAUCAACGACUCCAACUGUGGAGGCGAGUGGAGAAGAACCAGCUGUAAGCAAGACACCAAGUGCUGAAGAGAAUGUGAAUGAAAGCACCAGCGCAACUCCAACCACAAGCUCAGAUAGAAAAGCCAGUACUGAAUCUGCUGGUUCGGCACAUCCCUCUACACCAUCUGAGCCAUUAGAGUUU